UUUACAAUUCUCAUUUUUUACUUAAAUCGCAUAGAAGCCCAGAAGAAGAAAAUUGAUCAGAAUUCAGAAUAAAAAAUUGAGUUUCAGAAGAGGAAUAUAAAAAAUGAGCGAUUUUGUUUUUUUUUAUUAAUUUAAAGGAGUGGCUUAAAUGAGAUUUUUUUCAUUGAUGAUCAGUAUUUUUUUGGUCUUGAACUGAAAUAAAUAGCACAAUUUUGUUUAAGUAUGUAGGAUAAUUUAAAUUUUUUGUACUGUAAUACAAAAUUAUUAAAUAAAAUAUGGAAAUUGAUGAUACAAGUGAACUAAGACGCAUUCUUGGUAAUUUAUGUGAUGAAAAAGGAAUAUUUUUUAAAGUAUCUGAUGAUGAUGACUCAGACAAUAAUAGCAAUUCUGAUGAUGAUUGUGGUUCAGAAUCUGGAUCUUCAUUAUCAGAUUCGUCAUCCGAUAAUAUUAUUGAUUUUGUCAAAUAUUUAUUUGAUGGUUCAGCACGAAGCGGUAUAACAGAUUCAAUUUACAUCGAUGGACCAUUAAUAUCCGUUCGUAAUGUGCUUUAUUCAAUAAAUAAAAAUAAUAUGAAAAUGUUAUCGUCAAAUAUCAGAAAAGUUGUUAAGAAACAUGGCAAAGAUAGCUUUUUAUGGAUUUUGAAAAGCCCUACGAUACAAAAUGAGAGUUUAAAAGAUUUAAUACGAUUUUUACAAAAAAAUUUAGGACUUAAAAUUGUUAAAUAAAAUUGAUGAAUAUAUGUACAUACAUACAUACAUAAUUU
Condylostylus longicornis is the source of this 763-nucleotide messenger RNA. RefSeq lists its product as uncharacterized. NCBI's taxonomy places the organism in Eukaryota, Metazoa, Arthropoda, Insecta, Diptera, Dolichopodidae. The coding region runs from base 276 to 725 and encodes 149 amino acids. The record is from RefSeq and is a predicted model, not a curated record. The transcript has 4 exons.